Messenger RNA from Penicillium brevicompactum, 1599 nucleotides. Its product is annotated as putative GABA permease. Gene Ontology annotation, cellular component: membrane. Gene Ontology annotation, molecular function: transmembrane transporter activity. The transcript is spliced from 8 exons. Lineage: Eukaryota; Fungi; Ascomycota; Eurotiomycetes; Eurotiales; Aspergillaceae. The coding region runs from base 1 to 1599 and encodes 532 amino acids. The record is from RefSeq and is a predicted model, not a curated record. Gene Ontology annotation, biological process: transmembrane transport.
AUGAUGUCUCGAGACUCGAAGGAAGUACCCCCGUGCGACAUGCAGGAAAUUGGUCCCUUGUCAAAUAAGGAGCUGGAUGACGCGAAUCUGGCUCGGUUGGGAAAGCGUCCCGUUUUGAAGAGAAACUUCGGGUUGAUGUCAAUGUUGGGGUUCAGUUGCACAAUAUUGAUUACGUGGGAAGGAAUCGUGGUGCUUUUCUUGCAGGCAUAUCAAAAUGGUGGUCCAGCGGGAGCUGUAUAUGGAUUUCUCUUCGUCUGGGCCGGUGUCGCAGCAACAUUUGUGGUUCUCUCAGAGCUGGCAUCGAUGGCACCGACAUCCGGGGGCCAGUACCAUUGGUGUUCCAUGCUAGCCCCACGGUCUUGCAUGAAGCUUUUCAGCUAUAUCACGGGCUGGCUCACAGUCAUUGGGUGGCAGGCUACCUUUGCGACUUCGUGUUAUCUCGUCGGAACUUUGAUACAGGGCUUAGCUGUUCUCACAAACAAGGACUACGUUCCCAAAAAUUGGCAUGGAACUCUGCUAUAUUGGGCAGUGGUAGCCUUUUCUAUUGCUAUCAACAGCGUUGGAGGAAAAGUACUUCCCCGCUUUGAGGGAAUGAUCUUGAUCUUGCACAUUCUGGGUUUCUUUGCCAUUCUCAUCCCACUCACUUACAUGGCCGAUCAUGGGACCUCUGAAGAGGUGUUUACGCAAUUUUUGAAUUUGGGAGAGUUCCCUUCCCAGGGGCUGUCCUUCUUCGUCGGGACUGUCGGCUGCAUCUUCGCAUUUGCUGGUGGUGAUGCGGCGGUUCAUAUGUCCGAAGAGAUCACGAAUGCUUCCGUUGCUGUUCCGACUUCCAUCAUGCUCAGUGUCUUGAUUAAUGGAUCAAUGGGUUUUGGCAUGUUGAUCGCCAUGCUGUUUUGCAGCGGCGAUCUUGAAAAAGCCUUGAGCUCCCCUACCGGAUAUCCCUUCAUGUCGAUUUUCUAUCAGGCAACAGGAUCAAUCGCAGGUACUGCCGUCAUGGGAUCGAUUGUUACUACCAUGGGUGCUACAACAUCAGUCGGCAUGUUGGCAUCGACCUCUCGUCAGUUCUGGUCUUUUGCCAGGGACAGAGGUAUUCCUGGCUGGCGGGUGUGGAGCAAGGUCACCGAAAAGAGUGCGCUGCCCCUUUACUCGGUAUUCGCGACCUCUGUUAUCGCCUGCCUUCUGGCUCUCAUCAACAUCGGCUCACCUGUCGCAUUCAACGAUCUUUGCUCGAUGUCAAUCUCUGGCCUCUACCUGUCAUACAUGGUGGUCGGUAGUCUUCUUCUGUGGCGUCGCUGCACGGGCGGAAUUGGUUCCUCUCGGGGCAAUGAUUCCGCUGUUGUCAACACUGCCGGUGCAAGGCUAGUCUGGGGACCGUUCCACUUGCCCGGGAUUUGGGGUAUCAUCGUCAAUGCCUGGGCCUUGAUCUAUAUGACCAUUGCUGUCUUCUUCACCUUCUGGCCCACUACCUGGGUGGUAGAUGUUCAGACGAUGAACUUCAGCGUGGUUGGAACUAUGGGCACAAUCCUUCUCAGUCUCUUUUACUACCUUUUCCGUGCGAGAAAGGUUUAUGAUGGACCGAUCAUGGAACAAGGUCUGUGA